CGGGAUUUGAUGGACUGCCUUUCGGGAUCUUUGCUCGGAACCUAGCUUGGUUCAGUGACUUGAGGCAGUUUUUUUUUUACGUUUUUUGCACCAGGCUUUAUCUGUUGGAUAUUACAUGGUUCCCUGGGAUCUAAUACACUGAUAUCAACAAUCACUUGGAUAUUGCGGAAAUUCCCCUUUGGAGGUCUUACCCAAGUGGAGGUCCAGCAGUGCCACUGGUUUGGCCCUUGAGGGGCUUUAUUCUCUAUAAGAGGAGGGUUUAUCUGGGUGUUUUCUCUGAAGGACAUGGAUGGCCCUCGAUCCAGUGGCCUCCGCAAAAAGAGGAAGUCCAGGUCAGAGAGGGAUCGGGAGCGGAGAUCAAAUGGGAUAAGGAACAACCAUGUCAGGGGCUCCGUCUUCCGCUUCUCCUCAGAUUCAGAGCGGGAGGGGGACAGGGAGCCCUCAUCAUCCCGCCCUCGACCCCCGCGAAGGAAGCGAAAGGAGUCUACUUCGGCUGAGGAGGACAUCAUUGAUGGCUUUUCUAUCACGGGGUUCAUCACGCUGGAGGCGCUGGAGAACGACAUGACACUGAAGCCCCAGGAGCGGAUGGACAACCAGGCGGGGCCCCUGCACAAGAAGAGGCCCUCCAGGGUCCCCAAUGGCCUGAGCCUGGAGCCCUGCAAGAACAAUCACCACCACCAUCAGCCUUCGGACCAGGAGAACAACCCCCGCCUGGUGCACACACGAGGGAAGAGGAAGAAGAAACACCUCCACAAGAAACACACAAUGCUGAAGCCAGGCCAGAACAACUGUAAGGACAGCGACAGCGAGAGUGUGAGCGGAGAGUCCAAGCCGUCCAUCAGGAGCAGCUCCAGAGACAGACUGACGGAUUGCGACAGUGAGAGUGACCAAGAAGACAAGGUCUCCAAUGCUGGCUCAGAGAAAUUUUUCAGCACAGCUGCAGUUAAAGUUCCAGAUUUUGGCAUUGAUGUGCUCUCCACCAAUGGCAGCCAGGAGCCUCACGGCCCAGGCCUCCUCAAGGUGUCAGGCCUAGAGCGCAGUCAGGAGAGGAGCCAGGAGAGCUGCAGGGACUCUCAGCCCCCGGCACCCAGCACCCCAAAGCAACCUCCGCCCUCCCAAAUCCUCCCCUUGCCUUUGCCCCAGCCCCAGCCACAGCCCCAGUCCCAACCCAAGCCGCCCGGCCCCCAGCCCCAGCCCUCGCCCCCUUGUCGUACCCAGACAAACGGCCCCACCCAGGCUCAGGCCUCGACCCACCUGCCCCCACAUUCAGAGGCUCCCUCGACGCCUCAGACACCCGCAGCCCUGCCUCUCGCCCAGGGCCAAGAGCCCUCGCCGGCCCCCCCUCCCCGGCCCCAGCACCAGCCUGAGCCACUGUCCCACCCUCGGCCUCCGCCGACACCCAACCUUCACCCACACCCGCCGUCACCGGCCCUCCCAGCCCACCACCCUCACCAGCAGCACCCCAGCCAGGCAGGGCCCCACCGGCCCCCCUCUCGCUGCCACCCACGGCCCCUCUCUGCCUACAACAGCCUCAACCUCAACGGACACAGCAGCAGUCGAAGCAGCACCCCAGGCACCAAACCCCACGGGCCCUCUGCGCCCUCCCUGCACCUUCCCCACCACCCACCUCCUCCCGUGGCGGCAGCAGCGGCAGCCUCCACCUUCCCCCUGCCCCUGGCAGCCAACCAGAGCGCCCCCCACAGCUUCCCCCCUGCCCUGCAGUCCUCGCCGCACCCACAUCACCCCAAUAUGUUCGCUCCUCCAGCGGCCUUGCCCCCACCGCCACCAUUGACAUCUAGCACCCUGCCUGUCCCUGGACAUCCUGCUGCUGGGAGUGCCUACUCAGAACAAGACCUUUUGCGUCAGGAGCUCAACACCCGUUUCCUGGCCUCCCAGAGCGCCGACCGCGGCGCCUCGCUGGGCCCGCCACCGUACCUGCGCACCGAGUUCCACCAGCACCAGCAUCAGCACCAGCAUCAGCACCAACACACCCACCAGCACACCCACCAGCACACCUUCACGCCCUUCCCCCACGCCAUCAUGCCCACCCCAGCACCGCCCAUGGUGCGUACCCCCGCCAGAAAUUUUGAAAAAUACCCAACAAAAGUUGACCCCUUCUACAGACACAGUCUCUUCCACUCCUACCCGCCGGCCAUGUCUGGCCUCCCCCCUGUCAUCCCCCCGACUGGGCCCUUUGGUUCGCUGCAGGGUGCCUUUCAGCCCAAGACCUCUAAUCCACUGGAUGUGUCCACAAGACCUGGAGCCGUCCCGCACACACUCCUACAGAAGGACCCCAGGCUAACAGAUCCGUUUCGGCCCAUUCUCAGGAAACCGGGGAAGUGGUGUGCCAUGCAUGUCCAUAUCGCCUGGCAGAUAUACCACCACCAACAGAAAGUAAAGCAGCAGAUGCAGGUCGACCCUCACAAGCUGGACUUCGGCCUCAAGCCUGAGUUCCUGAGUCGACCUCCGGGCCCGAGCCUCUUUGGCGCCAUCCAUCACCCCCAUGACUUGGCGCGACCCGCCACACUCUUCUCCGCAGCAGGUCCAACACACCCAUCAGCAGGUCCAUUCGGCCAUCCACCCCACCAUCCUGGAAACUUCCUCGCCCCAGCUUCUCACUUAGAGCCUUUCAGUCGACCUGCAUCAUUUGGAGGACUGGGCUCCCUCAGUUCAUCAGCCUUUGGCGGGCUGGGAAAUCCUGCACUAAAAUCCCUAACAGCGCCCAAUUCAGUCUUUGGCCAUAAAGACAGCUCCAACGCACCGCAGCACUUCAACAACAGCAGCAACAGCAACCAUCAGGAGCCGUGGAACCGUCUGCACCGUACGCCGCCCUCCUUCCCCACACCGCCGCCCUGGCUGAAACCAGGAGACUCUGAGAGGAGCACCUCGGUCAGCUCGCACGAGAGAGACCGGGACUCGGACAAACGAGACUCAUCAGUCAGUAAAGACGACAAGGACAGGGACUCUGUAGAAAAGCGCCAUCCGAGCCAUCCGUCCCCCGUCCCUGUCAAUCCCAUCAGCCUCCUCGGCCACAGCCGGGCCCCUGAGCACCACAGGAACCACCUGCCCCCUGCCUCCGGAGAGCCUCAGAGGGACAAGGACAACAAGGCCAAAGAAAGGGAGAGGGAGCACCCCGACUCCUGGAAGGACAACGGAACAGAUGACCACAAGCUCAAGGACAGCCAACACGGCGACAAAGACACACCCCUUAUCCACGAUGGCCGAGCGUCGGAUGAGAAAGCGUCCAACAGGGGGGCAUCGUCACCUUAUGUCCGUCAAACCAGCCUGGAGCGUCCUAACGGGGGCUUGAGCAGGGAGGUGCUGGAGAAGAAGGGAGAGCUGCCGUACGAGCACCAGAAGAAGAACAGUGAGGUGAAAGUGAAAGAGGAGAGGAAGGAGGAACAGGACGGGGCACCAGACAGAGCGGUUGAGCACCCGACCCAGGCACCUACAACGCCCAACCUCCACCCUCCCUCCUCCAUGCCCGUGCCCAUGGGCAUGGCUGGCGUCCACCCCAUCAACAGCAUCAGCAGCCUGGAGAGAACUCGAGUGGUUGCUCCCUUCAUGGGUAUCAGCCCCAUCCCAGGUGCUGAGAGGUUCCCCUACCCGGCCUUUCACUGGGACCCCAUGAGGGAUCCAUACAGGGGUCUAGACAUCCACAGACGGGACCCUCUGGCCAGGGAUCUGCUGCUGAGGAACGACCCCCUGCACAGGCUGGCAGCACCGCGGCUCUACGAGGCCGAACGCUCCUACAGGGACCGUGAGCCGCAUGACUUUAACCGCGAGCAUGCGCACCCUCUGGCCCUGGAGCAGCGGAGGGAGCAGGAGCGUGCUCAGCUGGAGGAGCGUGAGCGUCUGCACAUGCUCAGAGAGGACUACGAGCACGGGCGGCUGCACCCGACCAUGCACCACCCGGCCCUGGACGGACACCUGCCCCACCCUGCCCCAGGCCUCAUGGCCCCUGGACUACCCAGCAUGCACUACCCAAGGGUCAGCCCCUCAGCAGCUGCAGCAGCUGCAGCUGCCGCCGCUGCCGCCCACCAGAAUGGCAUUCUGAACAAAACGCCACCCACCGCCUCUCUAAGCGCCCCGCCGCCCCUCAUCCCCACGCUGGGCGCUCGGCCCGGCUCGCCCAGACGGACUACUCCCCUGGCCACAGAUAUCAGAGACAGACCAGCCUCGCACACCCACAAAGACAUCGAGGCACGGUGAGCUGAGCCGGAGCCUCACCACACACCAGACUUAGUGCCCCUGCAGCCCUGUGCCUCACUAACACUGAACUCACACCAAGCACUUAGCCUUGGGCAAAGCAAGACUGUAACAUAGCUGUGAAUAACUUAUGUGGGCAGGAACAUGCCCACACAAUGAAUUGUUUUUGUACAAAACUACAAAGAGACAAUAAUCGUGGAACAAAACAAAACAAAAAAAAGAUUUUUCAAAGAUUUUUUUCCAGUUUGCUCCUGCUUUUUGUGUGCAUUCUUUCUCUUGUAUAGUGAAGUGGUAUGGAGUAAGUGGAAGAACGAACAAUUUUGGAAUGUACAGGUACUUUGGCACUGACAGACAGCAAAGUGUGUAGAUAAUAUGUACAGUCGCUGUGCUCACUCCGUAUGGAUAAAAAUCAAGGUACAAAUAUGCAAAAGGGUGUUUUGAAAGCUUUACUUUGAACAAAUGUAAAUAGAGGAGUAUCAGAGGUGAUUCAGAAUGUGCUUUUUGCAGAUUGUUUUUUUUUGUUUGUUUGUUUGUUUGUUUUUUUGGGUUGACACAGCGGAUUAAUAUUGUACCAGAAACCACCAACCCCACCUUCAACUAUGCAACAAAUUUCUGGGCUCCCUUUCUGAAAGCUGGCCUUCUCACCACAACUGACUGUGUACCAACAACGGACAACGCUGUAUUCUCUCCACAACUCAGACUUGGCAAAUAUUUGGUCCACCAUGACUGGUCCAAGCUUUAAUCCACCCAGAUAGCAAUUUGGUUCAAAAGAUAGGAAGUAUUGUAAAACUAUUAGGGGAUUUCUUUCCUAAGUUCGAUUGUGGUGAUGAUCCUUGACAAUGUGAAAGCAAGUGUUGCUUUUCAGAGGAUUUUCAAUGUUUGCAGGCAGCAGCACAAAAUAUCAUUUCCACUGUUAUUUUUAUUAUUGAAUUUUAGCGUCAGUCUUCUUGUAGAGAGAAUGCAGCACAUUAAACAACAUGACAGCACAUUUGCCCUAUUGAAGGAGUGUAAAGUACGUGUUUUGGAAAUAGGUUCUGUUGGUCAAGCAGUGUAUUAAAGUGCUCUCCUAAGUUGUUGUACCUACAAAAUCAAAAGACAAAAAAGCAAGUCUAAACUAUGGACAGUUUGUUUCUAACGAGCAGAGAUCUAUUUUAGUAGUCCACUGAAGGUUUAGUUGUGCGCUUCAAACUCUGUGAGAUCAUGUCGUGCAGUGUUUUUUAAUCCAACAUUAAAAAUGUUCCACCGGAGCCAUAGUGGUUAGUCAAUGCGUAUUGCAAAAAGAUUGUUAAAUGAGAAACUUUUUUUGCUGUUUACCAUGUACGGGGAAAAAAAUGAAGUCUUUCUAGAUCAUGUACAAAAAUGAGAAAAAAUGAAGCGACUGAAUCUUCAGCAUGCUCCUCAUUUAAACUUGUGUUAUGUAAAUUGUGCCAUGUUAUUAAAAAAUGUGUACUAA
This is a messenger RNA of Myripristis murdjan (pinecone soldierfish), 5662 nucleotides long. RefSeq names its product activator of transcription and developmental regulator AUTS2 a (gene auts2a). Lineage: Eukaryota; Metazoa; Chordata; Actinopteri; Holocentriformes; Holocentridae. The record is from RefSeq and is a predicted model, not a curated record. The transcript has 18 exons. Bases 286 to 4212 code for a protein of 1308 amino acids.